AUGAGGAAGAAAACCAUUGCUCAUAAACCUCCUCGUGAAAAGCUGUAUAAACUUCCAUCCAAACCUUCCACUCGCUCACAAGACAAAACCUUCACUCCAUCUCCUUCUCCUCCUACCUCUCCUCCUCGCUGUGACCCCAUGGCUCGGACCAAGAACACUUCAAGAUUUCCUGCCUCUGCCAAGCCAACGCCACCACCGAAAGUCACACCAUCCAAGCCAGGUUCAUCGAAACCGAGUUCAUCCAAAGGAAAGCGACCUGCAGCACCAGAACCUCCACCUGAGUCCACACAACCAAAAUCUAGGUCUGUUCCAUCACGUUCUCAAAGAGGUAAAGCUCGAGUUCCUCUCUCAUCUGUUAGAGAACCAGAAGUUGAUCCUUUUGCUCACAAAUCACAAUAUAUGACAUCUCACUCAGACUUUAACCCCAUCGUUUCAAAUCUGCCAUGA
This is a messenger RNA of Arachis duranensis, 447 nucleotides long. RefSeq names its product extensin-like. Lineage: Eukaryota; Viridiplantae; Streptophyta; Magnoliopsida; Fabales; Fabaceae. The transcript has a single exon. The record is from RefSeq and is a predicted model, not a curated record. The coding region runs from base 1 to 447 and encodes 148 amino acids.